Molecule: messenger RNA, 1438 nt
Organism: Cajanus cajan (pigeon pea)
Lineage: Eukaryota; Viridiplantae; Streptophyta; Magnoliopsida; Fabales; Fabaceae
Source: RefSeq, a predicted model, not a curated record
AUGGGAGACAAUUCAUCGGCCAAGGUUUUGAAAGCUUCCUUCAAGAACUUGGCGUUAAGCACCAGGUUGAUCAAUCCUGUGGUUGUAUCCCCAACUAUUGCUGCAGUUGGACUUUCAUUUUACAGUUAUGGUUUUCCGCUAGUUGGUACAUGUCUCGAGAUUGGUGCAGUGCAGAUAUUAGUGGUUAUUGUUUUUUCUCUUUAUCUUCGUAAGAUUUCUGUUCUUGGACAUCGCAUAUUUCUAAUAUAUGCAGUUCCUUUGGGUCUGGCAAUCACAUGGGCAGCUGCUUUCUUGCUGACUGAAGCGGGGGUCUAUAACUACAAAGGGUGUGACAUAAAUAUACCCGCCUCAAAUAUGGUUUCUGAGCACUGCAGAAAGCAUGUCUCAAGGAUGAAGCAUUGUCGAGUUGAUACUUCUCAUGCAUUGAAAUUAUCCCCAUGGUUUAGAUUUCCUUAUCCAUUACAAUGGGGUACUCCUGUCAUCCAGUGGAAAAUGGCUCUUGUGAUGUGCGUGGUUUCCUUAAUCUCAUCUGUGGAUUCGGUUGGUUCAUAUCAUGCAUCUUCAUUAUUGGUAGCAUCCAGACCUCCGACUCCCGGAAUUCUUAGUCGAGGAAUUGGUUUAGAAGGUAUUUGUAGUGUCUUGGCUGGUCUCUGGGGAACUGGAACAGGGUCUACUACCUUAACUGAAAAUGUUCAUACAAUUGCUGUCACCAAAAUGGGAAGUCGCAGAGCAGUUCAAUUGGGUGCCUGCUUUCUGAUAGUGUUGUCUCUCGUGGGUAAGGUGGGAGGGUUUAUUGCUUCAAUUCCUGAAGUCAUGGUUGCUGGUCUCCUAUGCUUUAUGUGGGCAAUGCUUUCAGCACUGGGCUUGUCAAAUCUACGCUAUAGUGAGGCUGGAAGCUCUCGCAACAUCAUCAUAAUUGGGUUAUCGUUGUUUUUCUCUCUUUCCAUACCUGCCUACUUUCAACAAUAUGGUAUCUCUCCAAAUUCCAAUUUGUCAGUGCCAAGUUAUUUUCAACCCUACAUUGUGGCUUCUCAUGGGCCUUUCCGCACCAAAUAUGGAGGGUUAAACUACUUCCUGAACACAAUCUUUUCACUACACAUGGUGAUAGCAUUUCUUGUGGCUGUGAUCUUGGAUAAUACUGUGCCAGGCAGUAAGCAGGAACGUGGGGUAUACGUUUGGUCCGAACCAGAGGUUGCUAGAAGCGAGCCUGCUGUUGCUAAUGACUAUGAGUUGCCCUUGAGAGUUGGUAGGCUUUUCAGAUGGGUGAAGUGGGUUGGCUUGUGAAUGAAAAAGGUUUUGUUGGCUGAACUGAACAUCUUGGGCUCAAUCAUGGGUAGUUUAGUUGAUCAUGUUACAGAGUCAAUUUGUGUACAUUGGAGUUCCGGAGGGGUCUAUUUGUGUUAUAAUUUAUUAGAUUAGCAUGUAUCUAUCUAGUUUU